Neltuma alba is the source of this 503-nucleotide messenger RNA. RefSeq lists its product as uncharacterized. The record is from RefSeq and is a predicted model, not a curated record. The annotation marks the transcript as partial. Lineage: Eukaryota; Viridiplantae; Streptophyta; Magnoliopsida; Fabales; Fabaceae. The transcript is spliced from 2 exons.
GUUUGAAAGUUAAAAGAUUGAAAGCAAAGGGAAACCUUAGGCUUGCAUGGGCGAACAUGAGGGGUGGGCGCAGCCCUCUGGUGGUCUAUUGCCAAAUGGUCUGUUGCCUGAUGAAGCUGCCUCGGUAAUUCGAGUGCUUGACUCAGAGAGAUGGUCGAAGGCUGAAGAGAGGACUGCAGAGCUAAUUACCUGCAUUCAGCCUAAUCCACCCUCUGAAGAGCGUAGAAAUGCUGUUGCUGACUAUGUGCAGCGGCUUAUCACGAACUGCUUCCCCUGCCAGGUGUUUACCUUUGGGUCUGUGCCCCUCAAGACUUAUUUACCUGAUGGAGAUAUUGACUUAACGGCUUUCAGUAAAAAUCAAAAUUUGAAGGAUACAUGGGCACAUCAGGUUCGUGACAUGCUGGAGAGCGCGGAGAAGAAUGAGCAUGCAGAGUUCCAUGUGAAAGAGGUUCAGUACAUCCAGGCUGAAGUAGGUUCCAUUAUAACACAAUAUUUUAUCUACU